Messenger RNA from Galeopterus variegatus (Sunda flying lemur), 1239 nucleotides. Its product is annotated as plakophilin-1. Gene Ontology annotation, biological process: intermediate filament bundle assembly; cell-cell junction assembly; cell-cell adhesion. The coding region runs from base 1 to 1239 and encodes 412 amino acids. The record is from RefSeq and is a predicted model, not a curated record. Gene Ontology annotation, molecular function: cadherin binding. The transcript has 6 exons. Lineage: Eukaryota; Metazoa; Chordata; Mammalia; Dermoptera; Cynocephalidae. Gene Ontology annotation, cellular component: nucleus; plasma membrane; adherens junction.
AUGAACCACUCGCCGCUCAAGACCGCCCUGGCGUACGAAUGCUUCCAGAACCAGGACCACUCCACGCUGGCCCUGCCGUCGGACCAAAAGAUGAAGACAGGCACGUCGGGCAGGCAGCGCGUGCAGGAGCAGGUGAUGAUGACCUUCAAGCGGCAGAAGUCCAAGUCUUCCCAGUCGUCCACCCUGAGCCACUCCAACCGAGGUUCCAUGUAUGAUGGCUUGGCUGACAAUUACAACAACUAUGGGACCACCAGCCGGAGCAGCUACUACUCCAAGUUCCAGGCAGGGAAUGGCUCAUGGGGAUAUCCGAUCUACAACGGGACCCUCAAGCGAGAGCCUGACAACAGGCGCUUCAGCUCCUACAGCCAGAUGGAGAACUGGAGCCGGCACUACCCCCGGGGCAGCUAUAACACCACCGGCGCAGGCAGCGACAUCUGCUUCAUGCAGAAAAUCAAAGCGAGCCGCAGUGAGCCGGACCUCUACUGCGACCCACGGGGCACCCUGCGCAAGGGCACACUGGGCAGCAAGGGCCACAAGACCACCCAGAACCGCUAUAGCUUCUACAGCACCUGCAGUGGUCAGAAGGCAGUCAAGAAAUGCCCAGUGCGCCCACCCUCCUGUGCUUCCAAGCAGGACCCAGUGUGUGUCCCGCCCAUCUCCUGCAACAAGGACAUGUCCUUUGGCCACUCAAGGGCCAGCUCUAAGAUCUGCAGUGAGGACAUUGAGUGCAGUGGGCUGACCAUCCCCAAGGCUGUGCAAUAUCUGAGCUCUCAGGAUGAGAAGUACCAGGCCAUUGGGGCCUAUUACAUCCAGCACACCUGCUUCCAGGAUGAGUCUGCCAAGCAACAGGUCUAUCAGCUGGGAGGCAUCUGUAAGCUGGUGGACCUCCUCCGUAGCCCCAACCAGAACGUCCAGCAGGCCGCGGCGGGGGCCCUGCGCAACCUGGUGUUCAGGAGCACCACCAACAAGCUGGAGACCCGGAGGCAGAACGGGAUCCGUGAGGCCGUCAACCUCCUGAGGAGGACGGGGAGCACUGAGAUCCAGAAACAACUGACCGGGCUGCUCUGGAACCUGUCUUCCACCGACGAGUUGAAGGAGGAGCUCAUUGCCGAUGCCCUGCCUGUCCUGGCCGACCGUGUCAUCAUCCCCUUCUCCGGCUGGUGCGAUGGCAACAGCAACAUGACCCGGGAAGCGGUGGACCCUGAGGUGUUCUUCAAUGCCACAGGCUGCCUGAGGUGA